Molecule: messenger RNA, 732 nt
Organism: Penicillium maclennaniae
Lineage: Eukaryota; Fungi; Ascomycota; Eurotiomycetes; Eurotiales; Aspergillaceae
Gene: mog1
Product: Ran GTPase-binding protein MOG1
Exons: 2
Coding region: 1-732 (243 amino acids)
Biological process (GO): protein import into nucleus
Cellular component (GO): nucleus
Molecular function (GO): guanyl-nucleotide exchange factor activity; small GTPase binding
Source: RefSeq, a predicted model, not a curated record
AUGGCGCAGACCUUGGAGCAAGAUUUCUUCGGCGGGGCCAUCCGCGGCGUUGUGCCGCAGCGUUGGAUCGAUGCAAGCAAUCUCCGCGAAAUUCCAGACCAUCAAGAGAUCUUCCUCUCACCGGAAUCUCUUUCCAACAUGAUCGUCGAGAUCAAUCAGCGCGUCAGCAAAGAAGACGCUUUAAACACCCUCGCCACCCUCAGCCACCAGCACCCAACCCUCGCAGCCGGCUGCGGGAACAUAUCUAGUGCGACGCCCGAAACCCUUGACCAAGCAGCCGUGCUGUAUCAUUUGCAUGAUCUCUGCGACGAGGGCGACGCCAUGCAAAUCGUGACCCCGCCUCAGCGCGUGAGUGCAUCCCGUCUGGGCGUAUCUGCGCCUCCCGGUAGUGUGUUCAGUGCGUACAAGGGGAUUGUGCAAUUCAAGACAGCGUCGCGCAAGCGCGGGGCGCGGGUUGCGGAUGCGAGUAAUGCCUCUGCUGUGGAUUCGGCGGUUGCGGGGGCGUCGGUUGAUGGGGAGGCGGGAUUGAGUUCUAGGUUGACGUGCCACUAUCUGCUGGUCAGGCUUGAGAGCCAGGAGACGGACCUUCUCGUCUUCUUCAAUGUGCCGCAUGAGGAGUUUGACAAGAGCGGGGAUGUGCAAGGGUUGUCGAGGGAGGAGACUGUUGCGGAUGACACUGUGCGGGCAUUGACGGAGAAGUUAGAGAUUCGGGAUUGGGGACUUUUCGUUUGA